Sycon ciliatum is the source of this 2210-nucleotide messenger RNA. Its product is annotated as seipin-like. Lineage: Eukaryota; Metazoa; Porifera; Calcarea; Leucosolenida; Sycettidae. Gene Ontology annotation, biological process: lipid storage; lipid droplet organization. Bases 332 to 1723 code for a protein of 463 amino acids. The transcript is spliced from 8 exons. The record is from RefSeq and is a predicted model, not a curated record. Gene Ontology annotation, cellular component: endoplasmic reticulum membrane.
CAUGCCCUUUCCCCUUGCGAUUGCUUUGACUGCAGUCUUUGCAAAGCUGAAGCCUGAUUAUGUAUGCAGGGUGCAAUGGUAGUUCAUGUAGACCUAGUACCUACGGCUUCGCGUCCACCGUGUCGCUCCACCGGCUGGAUGGCUGCAGGCUGUGCCUGUCGAUGUCACAUACUACCCUGGUCUGGUUGAUUCUUACUGGUUUCUUGAAGGUUAUGGCUGUGAAGAUAAGCUUGUUUCUAUCACUCAGGGCGUACUUUCAAUGCAAUCUGUAACUUCUUAGUGCCCAGUGGGUUGUCUUGUGGAUCACGUAGAGACUGAAUAGCAAGUGGUGAUGAUUGUGAGGAUGUUUCGAAGGGCGAUUGGGUUUGUGCGGUGGUCGCUCCUUCGUACUCUGCUGGCACUACUCCUCUUCUCACUGUACGUGUGGUUCUCUGUCAUAUCCUACCUGUUCCUGUACCAAUCGAUUGUACCACCCGUGCAACAUGUGGCCCCUGUCCACUUCGAAUUCGACACACACUGUGACGCAUCGGUGUGUUCCUUUCCGACAGCCACUAUACAACUGAAGAAGGAUGGAGUGAACGUACUUGCCAAGAACCAGCUCUAUGAUGUCAAGGUCAACCUAGAAGUUCCAGAAUCUGACGUCAACCGAGGGAUUGGCAUGUUCAUGGUCAACUUGUCAUUUUAUGAUGAUGAGAAGGCCCUGCGCUGGAGCUCUGCUAGAACAGCAAUUCUCCGCUACCGCUCUCCUUUGUUGUCCACCCUGCGCCUGCUCUUCUACAUCUUCCCAAUGCUGUUUGGGUUCCUGGAGGAGUCCCAGUGGCUUCUUAUCGUGUUUGCAGACAACUUCACAGACACCUCGCCCGGUAGUGGUUUCAAAUACGCCGAGGUGGUUGUCGGUACGAAACAACUUCAGGUCUAUUCGGCUAGUCUAGUCCUGGAUGCACGUUUCUCCGGCGUCAGGUAUAUGAUGUACUACUGGCCAGUGAUAAGCGCGGCUGUGUACAUUGCAAGCGUCAUGUGGUUCCUGUGCACAGUCUCUGCACUCAUCUUGUUCCACUUGUUCGGUUUCCGCCUGCCCAUCUCACUACCUGCACUCCCGGGAGCUGACGAUGACGACGAUGAAGACGGUGAAGGUAAUCAAGACCAGGCAAACGGCGGUGGCGCUCCUGCAGCCGAUGCUGGUGCCGUUGCUGGUGAAGGGGCUCAGCAAAGGCGAGCAGGGGAUAAUGAUGAUGUGGCGCGGCAGUUGGAAGGCAGACAGCGUCGACGGGCAGGUCCAGGAGGGCUGCUCAUUGGCCAGGCUAUCAGUGACGAAGAGCCGGAGCAACUCGGAGCAUUGCAUCCUCUACACGAACCGGAUGACGACAAUGAUGCCGAUGUCGAUACUGACACCGACCCAAACGGUGCUGAUGGCGAAGGCGACGGUGGCCAAAACGCAGGCAAUGACCGUGAUAGUGACAGAGGCGACGCGGCCGUCGGUGCUGCUGGUGCUGAUAGCGAUGGUGACGGUGUGGACGAGUAUGGUGCCCCCAGAGUACUUGGCCUGCAGCAUGCACACGCCGAUAUUGAUGCUGGCCAUGAUACUAAUAGCGACGAUGAGAGCGGUGAUGAUGAUGAUGAUGAUGAGAGUGAUGGUCUGAACGAUAUCGUCUUGCUGGCCGUGGAGAGAGGAGCGCGCGGUGCAGAUGGUCAGGGAGGAGAAGCACGGCGGCGUCAUGCAUAACACCGUGAGUAGUACGUACGCCAAUGCAAUGGCAUGCCUUACUGGUGACACGGCAUGCUCUUGAUUCUUGUCUUGUCCAGUUUAGUCAAGCAUAUUCCUGGCAUCUUUCUUGUCUGGACUUGAUUUAGCUCUUUGGUGUGUGCAUUCAUUGUGCAAGAUAGCUUCCUGCUGGUCGGGGAGUUGAAAACAUUUUCAUGUGCAAAUUUUGUAUCCACUGUUUCACAGAUUUAUCCACAUCUCCACAUUUUUACUUUGCUCAUAUCAUACUACCAGGCCACCACAGCCACGACCACGACCACAAUAAAUCCUGAACUUGCUCAUAUGGAAACAAAGUCCUACUAUUUUUUUUAUUUGUCAUUAGCUCUCCUUCUCUAGUCUCGAUGCGGAGCUGCCCUUCAUGCUGUGCCAUGCUCUAUGAAAAUCUUACCCGUUAUUUUAUUCAUCACUUGCAAACGGGAAAAGUCUGAAGAAAAAGAUUUAACUGUCA